AUGGCGAAGAAGAAGAGUCGUCCGAGAGGAAACGAACCCGAAGUAAACGAAAACGGCGAACCGCUUCCUUUGCAGCCUGCCAGUGGCGUUCUCGAACUUCACCCCAACGGCUACGGCUUCCUUCGCGACCCGAAGAAGAGCUAUCAGCGGGAGCGUACCGAUCCCUUCGUGCCGGGCUCGAUGAUCGAGAAGUACGGCCUUCGCGAAGGCAUUCUCAUCAACGGCAUGUCGCAGCCCAAUCGCAAGCAGCAGGGCCCGCGGCUCCGAGAAAUUCACGAUAUCGACGGCAUGCCGCCGGACGAUUAUGUCAACGUGAAGUCUUUCGAUGAGCUGACCCCCAUCAACCCCGAAUCGUGGCUCAAGCUUGAGACGGGCCCCGAACCGCUCACCACGAGGGUGAUGGAUUUACUCACUCCAUUGGGCAAAGGCCAGCGAGCGCUAAUCGUCGCACCGCCGCGCAGCGGUAAGACGGUCAUGCUCCAACACAUCAGCAAGGCCAUCUCCGACAACCACCCGGAACUCACGCUGGUUGUUCUUCUGAUUGAUGAACGCCCGGAAGAAGUGACCGAGAUGGAGCGAAGUGUGAAUGGCGAAGUGGUGGCGAGCAGCCUCGAUCGCGAUGUGGAGAGUCACGUUCGCAUGUCGCAGCUCAUCGUCGAACGCUGCAAACGUCUGGCCGAAAUGGGUAAAGACGUAUUCCUGCUGAUGGACUCCAUCACACGUAUGGCCCGGGCCUUCAACAAAUGGGUUGGCAAUACCGGUCGAACAAUGAGCGGUGGUGUCGACAUCAAGGCGUUGGACAUCCCCAAGAAGCUGUUCGCCACGGCCCGCGUGUUUGAAGAAGGUGGCUCAUUGACGAUCGUCGCCACGGCCCUGGUCGACACCGGCAGCCGCAUGGACGAACUCAUCUUCCAAGAGUUCAAAGGUACCGGCAAUAUGGAACUCGUGCUCGAUCGCAAGCUGGCCGAUCGCCGUGUGUGGCCGGCCAUCGACAUCUCGCAGUCGGGUACUCGUAAGGAAGAAAAGCUGCUUCCGCCUGAGACCUUGCACGCGGUGACGAUGCUGCGACGGACGCUGAGUUCGAUGCACCACGUCGACGCCAUGGAGCAACUCACCUCGAAGCUCAGCAAGUUCAAGAGCAACGACGAGUUCAUCAAGCUCAUCAGCGGAGCCCAAGCUGCUACGUGA
Molecule: messenger RNA, 1188 nt
Organism: Cladocopium goreaui
Lineage: Eukaryota; Dinophyceae; Suessiales; Symbiodiniaceae
Source: the annotation of a GenBank genome assembly